UGAAGGGGACGUCACUUCCGGGAGCUCCGCGUGGACUGAUUUGUUUGGGGUUCUCCGGCAUGGCGGAGUUAGCAGGCCCCGCGAAGCCGAGUCUGGCGUUGAACCCGGACAAAGACUCGCAGUUUGCGAAGGCUCUGACGCAAAUCCAACAGCGCGCGAAAAAGCAAAAGAAGAAAGAAAAAGUUAAGUCUGGAGUAGUUUAUCUGGGCCACCUACCUUCAACGCUUUCUGAAAGCCAUAUCUAUGACUACUUUGCCCAGUUUGGUGAUAUUAGCAGAUUCCGAUUGUCUAGAAGUAAGCGGACAGGAAACAGCAAAGGCUAUGCCUUUGUGGAGUUUGAGUCUGAGGAUGUUGCCAAGAUAGUUGCAGAAACAAUGGAUAACUACCUUUUUGGUGAAAGACUUUUAUCAUGUAAAUUUAUGCCGCGAGAAAAAGUCCAUAAACACCUUUUUUUCAGCCAGUGGAACGCUCCGUUUCACCCACCAUCCUUUCCAGCGGUGCAGCGCUAUAAUCAGAAACGAGGACAUUUGCAGAUGCUGAAGAUGGAGUAUCGGUUUAAGAAGAAGGAAAAAUUACUCCGGAAGAAACUAGCUAAGAAGGGGAUUAAUUAUAGUUUUCCUUCACUGGUCCUACCCAACCCAAAGAAAGGGAUUUCAGACAUUGCUGACACUCCUGGGGAUUCUGGGAUUAACCAGGUUUUACCUGACCAAAAAGAAGAGCCUUCAGGCGUACUUAGGAGAAAGGAGAAGAUGAUGAAAGGGGGGAUUUCCAAAAACAUUCCUAAGAAGCGUAAGAGGUCUAAGAGGAAGAAGUCGUCGUCUGUGGACAGCCAGGAUACCACACCAGUUUGCACACCAACGUUUUUGGAGAGACGAAAAUCGCAAGUGAUGGAAGUCGGUGACGAUAAAGAUGAUGAAAUCAUUUUCAAGCUGCCUAUGUCCCCAGUGAAAGAAGACUCGCAAAAGACUCCAACACCUGCGAGCUCUGGGAGAAAAAGGAAGAGCGAGCAGUGAUCCUGACAGCGUUCUGUGUGCAUAGUUCUAGGCAGAUGUGAUCUCGUUAUAAAGGCCUACUGUAGUUUAGUAGGUGCGGCAACAUGCAAGCACAGACAGAGCUGUUGGAGUAAGAAUAUGUUUUGUUUUUCCAGUGAGGAAAGCCACCAGGAGCCUGGCUGCUUUGCCCCUUCCUGUCCUGAAUUUGUCUUCAGGUUCAUAGCUCCCCUUAGCUUUACUAUCCUUAUGAAACUCAGGCCUCACUACCACCCAGAGUCUGUACGGCUGAUCAGUGCUGUUUGGCCUGUGUGUGGUUGUGUAUAUAAAAUCUCCCCCACCCCCCCCAAAGAUAUGUCAGGCUUCAACCUCAGGCAUCUGAAACCAGAAGUUAACUCCAGAGAGCGAGAGGGCAGGCCAAGUGUGAACAGAUUUGCACAUCGUCCAGGAGCUGAGGAGGAAUCCGAAAUGACCCACAAUUAAUUACAGCUAAGCUUCACAAAUCAGUUUUAGCAGUUGUAUUCAAGAUUCAAAUAGUGACCAAACUUUUCUGCAGUUGAUUUGUGUAUAAAAGAACCUAAGAACUUUAGGGGGAAUCAAGAACUGUCUUCAUCUCCUGUUGUAAGUCUCUGUGCCCUUUCUAUACUUUUGUUUUGCUUAUUCAGGUUUGUUGAAUAUAACUGUCAAUCCCCUUGA
This is a messenger RNA of Arvicanthis niloticus (Nile rat), 1685 nucleotides long. RefSeq names its product nucleolar protein interacting with the FHA domain of MKI67 (gene Nifk). Lineage: Eukaryota; Metazoa; Chordata; Mammalia; Rodentia; Muridae. The record is from RefSeq and is a predicted model, not a curated record. Gene Ontology annotation, molecular function: RNA binding.